AUCGAAGACGUUAUCUUACUAAGGUACGCCCAGGUCUGUCCUUUCCGUACAGCCACUGGGAUACCAGGAUCUUUUUAGUUUUAUUAUUAUUUUUUUUUUAAAAAGCGCGGGCGGUUCAUUCAAAUCUGUGAUACAGGGAACAUUGCAGAAUGAGUGUUGCACGGUACUGCUGUGUAUAAUGAACAGAAUAUUCAAAAACACAGAAGCACAUGUUUGGAAAAGGAAUUUUGCUCUAAACACCUUAAUGAUCUAUCAGGUUUUAGUGUUACACUUGUUUGGACAAUGUGAAGGAGGGACGAUAUUGACUGUUGCUGGAAGCAUCACUAACGCUUCAGUAGGAGAUCGGGUCAUGUUCCCUGUCACAUCAGAGGGAAAUCUGACAUAUGAGCUUAGCCUGCUAUUGCAGUCAGACACGAAAAUCCUAUCAUGGAUCUCAAAUAAUCCAUCAAAUCCAACAAUUUUCCAGUUAAUGUUUGAAGAUAGAAUAGGAUUUGAUGGAACUGGUUCAAUACUUCUGGAUAAUGUACAGCUCUCAGACAGUGGGGAGUACGAGGUGCAUAUCAAUUAUAUGAGGAACAGAAAGCCAACGACGAGAAGAAGAUUUCAACUUCAUGUCUUUGAACCAGUUUCAAAGCCCAAUGUGACAGCUGUUUGCUCUGUGAAUAACAUCAUAAUGACCUGCUCUACCAGCCAGGGGACCCACGUGUCCUAUCGAUGGGAAAAGGUGCCUGCCUGUAGUAGUGAGAGCUGUGUCAGUGCUGGUGCAGAGAAGCUGGUAGACGGGCUGUAUGGAUCUACUGAUGAGUACAAAUGCAUUGCUGAGAACCCUGUCAGUACAGAAACAAGCGAUCUGCUGGGAACACAAGCAUGUGAUGAAAACCUUCACAAAGGUUUCAAGCACUGGGGGGUUACUGUAGUGUGCAUCGUUGUUUUUGGAACAUUUCUAACAGGAUUGUCAGUUUACCUGUAUUAGAAGACAAGGAAAACUAAUGGACCAAAUGAUGAACUGCAGUCACAAAGUGAGAAAGGUCUGAAGUGCUUGUUGAAGAUGAUAAUGAGCCAUUACAUGAGAAAACUGAGGAAACCGUGCCAUCCAGUGGAGAGGGAAAACAUGCUGUCUCACUUUCACUUUCUCCCUCUUUCACUAUACUCUCACUUUCUUUCUCUCUCUCUCCAGUUUUAAUGUAUGACUUUCAUAUAGCUUGCUCAAACUAUGCACAGCAGUAUGUCGAAAGUUUCAUUUGAUAUGUUCGUGUGCCAAAAAGCACAAUACUGUCCAAUAGAAAUUAGAGAAUUGUCAGUUUCUGAACGUUCACCUGGCAGAACUGGCAAAAGUACCUAAAAGAAAAAUACAGAUGAAAAGCCUAAUGGUGCUGGUGAGUUUUUUGUAAACCAAAACUCUGUAUUUUCAACAAAAAGUUUCCAGUAAACAAAUAUGGUCUGCAUAUUUUUGGGGUUAUGGAUGAUCAUGACCUAAGGCUAUGAGAUACUCAAUACACAUCUUAUGAAUCUAUCAAGUCUGACAUGGGUAUGGUACUAGACAAUUAAAUCCUUUUAUGGCAGUAAUUUUACAAAAAGCUGUCACUGACUACCAGAACUUUAUAUCUCAGAGACCAUUUGAGAUAGUGACUUCAUAUUUGCAGGCAUAAUAACUAUUGUAUACAGAAUGGAUUUGUUUAAGUAUUUUGUUUUGUUAAACCUUUUGAUUUAUAAUAAACGGGCGCAACAUCGCAUUCACUCAUAUUUAUUGUCUGUCUACUUCCUGGCCUGACAUCACCAAAAAGCCAUCUUGUCACAGAGUGCUACUUGCAUUCAGCUUGGCUGUUUACUGUGAUAUAUGUAGGGAUGUUUGUACAUUCAAGUUGUAUACAAUGUAUUAAACCAGCACAAAAUUGAAUGCUAACUUUAAGUUGUUAAAUAAUGCUUUUUUUUAUAUAACCAAAUGACCCCAACCCCCCCCCCCCCCCAAAAUA
Molecule: messenger RNA, 1973 nt
Organism: Acipenser ruthenus (sterlet)
Lineage: Eukaryota; Metazoa; Chordata; Actinopteri; Acipenseriformes; Acipenseridae
Product: HEPACAM family member 2-like
Exons: 6
Coding region: 179-973 (264 amino acids)
Source: RefSeq, a predicted model, not a curated record